Molecule: messenger RNA, 942 nt
Organism: Desarmillaria tabescens
Lineage: Eukaryota; Fungi; Basidiomycota; Agaricomycetes; Agaricales; Physalacriaceae
Exons: 2
Coding region: 321-806 (161 amino acids)
Molecular function (GO): protein binding
Source: RefSeq, a predicted model, not a curated record
CGCUUGAAUGCUAUAAUAUCGCCAUACGGGAUUCUGAAUAUAAACCUUGUUUCUAAUUGCUGAUGUACCGGUACGCGACUUGCAGGAAGAAAAGAUGUUUUCUGUAGUUCCAACGCGAGGAAAACACUCCUCGAAUGAAGGACACAGUAACAAAAAGUUCCAUACGCUGAGCGGAAGCUAUUGAAUUUGAUAAUUCGGCGGGUAAGAAAACCACGUUUCGUUUCGAGGCUUUUCUAUCGUUGUCACGACCUACGUUUCGUCCCGGAAAUUCGUAGUCCCCACACACGAAAAUAUCACGCCGGAAACUUAAAGCAUGAUAGAUGCACCAACCUGAGGCGAACCAGAAACCCAUCACAGACUAUAUCCCACCGGAAAUCGUCGAUGCGAUCAUUGACUGCCUCCAAAACGACAAAGCCUCCCUACUCGCCUGUUCGUUCGUCUGUCGGCUCUUCCGCCCUCGAACACGGGUGAAUCUAUUCCACACCCUAGAGCUCAAACUCGACGGGACGCGGGACAUUGAUCCUGAUGACCCCUCCUUCAAAGACAUCAUCGAGUACAUAAGAGAGAUAAAACUCCAAGGUGUGGGCGUCCCACUCCAGCUACCAUCCAUCUCUUCAAAUUCUUUAACAACGCUCCCGAACCUAUCCUCGCUCUCCCUUUCAUUCGUCGUUUUCCAGGACCCAUGGCACCUCCACGCCCUUAUCUCCCAUCUCCCCGGGUUGACGGGGCUUGAUUUGAAAAACGUGUUUUCGAGAAUCAAAGUAUAUCCGAGUCCGAGUCCAAACUACUUCCGACGAUCAAUUUGAAGAGGAUAUUGAUAUACGGGACGUCCUUCAACGAAUCUGUCGUCGAGGCACUCUUCCACAGGGCGGACCUACGAGCGACCUACGUCGACUCUCUCCGUGAGCUCCGUAUCGACUAUCCCCCAGCAGAGUAUCUGUC